AUGGGCCCUCGCGGCCCCGUCGUCGCUGCUCUAGGCCCCGUCGCCGCCCCUCUUGGCCCCUCGCGGCCCCUUCGCGGCCCCAUCGCCGCCCCUUGCGACCUCGUCGCCGCCCCCUCUAGGCCCCUUCACGGCGUCAUCGCCACCCCUCUAGGCCCCUUGCAGCCCCUCUGCGGUCCCAUCGCCGCCCCUAGCGGCCCCGUCGCCGCCCCUGGAGGCCCCGUCGCCACCCUUCGCGGCCACCUCGCCGCCCUUAGCGGCCCCGUCGCCGCCACUAGCGGCCCCAUCGCCGCCCCUACCGGCCUCGUCGCCGCCUCUACCGGCCCCUUCACUGCUGAGCCGCCCAGCAACUGA
This is a messenger RNA of Closterium sp. NIES-65, 351 nucleotides long. Lineage: Eukaryota; Viridiplantae; Streptophyta; Zygnematophyceae; Desmidiales; Closteriaceae. The record is from the annotation of a GenBank genome assembly.